This is a messenger RNA of Pseudozyma hubeiensis SY62, 699 nucleotides long. Its product is annotated as glutathione S-transferase. The transcript has a single exon. Lineage: Eukaryota; Fungi; Basidiomycota; Ustilaginomycetes; Ustilaginales; Ustilaginaceae. The record is from RefSeq and is a predicted model, not a curated record. Bases 1 to 699 code for a protein of 232 amino acids.
AUGGCUAUCAUUGUGCACCACCUCAACGACUCGCGCAGUCAGCGCGUCCUCUGGCUGCUCGAGGAGAUGGGCAUCGACUACGAGAUCAAGCACUACGCUCGAACCGCGCAGGGCACAGCUCCUCCUGAGCUUCUCGAAGUCCACCCUACCGGCAAGUCGCCGCUAAUCACAGACACUAACAACGGUAGGAACAAAGUCGUCGCCGAGUCCGGUGCCAUCGUCGAGUACCUCAUCCGCCACUAUGGCGAGGGCAGGUUCGUACCUGCCGACCCGGAGCGCAUCGACGACGACAUCUUUUGGAACCAUUUCGCAGAAGGCUCUCUGAUGCCGACACUUGUCAUGAAGCUUGUCUUCAGCAUGAUCCCUUCCAAGAUGCCCUUCUUUGUGCGUCCCAUCGGGAACGCCAUCGUGAGCAACGUCAACGCCUCGUUUCUGGACCCGGAUCUGAAGCGCAAGUCCGACUUUAUCGCCGACGAACUCGUCAAGAAAUGCGAUGCCGGCAACGCCUGGUUAGCCGGUGGUGACAAGGACGGCAACCCUACCGCUGCCGAUUUCCAGAUGGCCUUCCCGCUCGAGGCUGCCAUGUCUGGCCGCAUCUCGAAUCUUCCCGAACCCAUCAAGACUUACGUCGCAAAGAUCCACGCCCGCCCCGCAUUCAAGCGUGGCCUCGAGAAGGGUGGUCCUUACAAGUACGCUUGA